This is a messenger RNA of Hemibagrus wyckioides, 1531 nucleotides long. It is a transcript of the gene homer2, whose product is annotated as homer scaffold protein 2. The record is from RefSeq and is a predicted model, not a curated record. Gene Ontology annotation, biological process: regulation of store-operated calcium entry; G protein-coupled glutamate receptor signaling pathway. The transcript has 9 exons. Bases 288 to 1337 code for a protein of 349 amino acids. Gene Ontology annotation, cellular component: plasma membrane; cytoplasm; dendrite. Gene Ontology annotation, molecular function: G protein-coupled glutamate receptor binding. Lineage: Eukaryota; Metazoa; Chordata; Actinopteri; Siluriformes; Bagridae.
UUCCUCUCCGCUUUACUGCUGAAUGGUCACUAACUUACACCGGAACUAUGUCGGUGUGCGCGAGGACAGCGUGAAGCUUCGAUCUAGCCGUUAAAUGAACCUGUUCAAGAAGAAAUUCAAUUCAGUUCAAUUUAAUUAAUUUGUGUUUCAGUGCGCGAGACUCCAGAGACACGAGCCAAGUUUUUUAAUCAUUAUUAUUUUUCUUUUCUUUUUAUAUUUUUAUAUAUAUAAAUAUAUAUAUAUAUAAAUAUUUCAUCUACAAGUGUGAACGGGAAAAGGCAACAGUCAUGGAGCAGCCGAUCUUCACCACUCGAGCCCAUGUCUUCCAGAUCGACCCCACCACCAAGAAGAACUGGGUUCCUGCCAGUAAACAAGCCGUCACCGUGUCCUACUUUUACGACAGCACACGCAACAGCUACCGCAUCAUCAGCGUGGAUGGGUCAAAGGUGAUCAUUAACAGUACCAUCACCCCCAACAUGACCUUCACAAAGACGUCACAGAAGUUUGGUCAGUGGGCCGACAGCCGCGCUAACACCGUGUUCGGCCUCGGGUUCGCUACUGAGCAGCAACUGUCCAAGUUUGCUGAAAAGUUCCAGGAGGUGAAGGAUGCAGCUAAAAUGGCACGAGAGAAAUCACAGGAGAAAACUGAUGCAACCAGCAACCACUCGCAUGAAUCCGGCCGCGAGACUCCAGUGUCCAAUCAGGCGUCCAGUAUGAACGGCACAGACGACGAUAAGAUCUCACACACACCUGAUACCACACUGCUGCUGAGUGAGAACAACCGAGUGAAGACUGCUGUGGAGCAGAGUACUAACCAGUAUGAGCCGGAGCUGCAGGCUCUGAAGGAGAGUAACACUCGGCUGACGGAGGCUCUGCAGGAGGCAAACAGCAGUGUGGAGAAGUGGAAAGCACACACCACCGCAUGCCAAGAGGAGAACACCAAACUCAAGAACAAGAUCACAGACCUGGAGGCAGUGUGUAAGGAGGUGAAUCAGGAGAAAGAGAGAAACAUUCAGCUGAACAACCGAGUGCAGAAACUUGAGAACGAAUUAAAGGACAAAGAACAGGAGCUGGAGAAUCUGAGAAAGCAGGCUGAGAUAAUUCCACAGCUCAUGUCCGAGUGUGAUGGCCUCAAUGGCAAGCUACAGGCAGCAGAACUGGCCAAUCAGGAGACUCGUGGGCGUGUCUCAGUGCUGCAGAGUGAGGUGAGUGAGGGACAGCAACGACAAAGAGCCAUGAAGAGUGAGCUGAAGAAGUUCAUGGAGCUUCUAGAGGGCAAGAUCGACGAGCUGCAUGAAGUCCGCCAGGGGCUGUCUCACCUGGGCAUGGACAACUAACACACACACACACACACACACACACACUCUUCUCUCCCUCUCUCUUACACAAUAUAAUAUCUCAAUAUCUAGGGAGUGACAGCCAUAGAUCUUUAUAUUACAUAAUGUUAUGUGAUGUAACACACACACACACACACACAGGUAUUAAUACUCAGCAGGUUGGUAAAACACACACACACACACACACACAGGUA